UCAUGUUUUCUAGAACAAAAUAGAAUUAUGGGAUAAUUUCCUUCCAGCUCUCUGCAUCUUUCCUCUUGGUUUCCGCUUCUUUCCUUUUCCCAAAGAGUUCACGCGGCAAUGCCAAAUGUAUAGAAGGCAGACAAAAGAAAGUUCAAUUAUGGUUAGCAAAUUAACAAGCCGAAUAUGGAGAGCCAAGAAGCUUGUGUGAUUGAGAUCCGACCUUCUAUUUCUUCAAAGAGGGCUUUGGAGAAUUGGAGGAAGCUAUCUGCUGGCCUCAAGAAGCCCAACAAGCGACAGUUUCUCUUCAACCCUGCGGCUCGCGCCCUUUGGAUUAAGGAGCAGGAGGAACACUUUCAGACCGUAUUGCAAUUUGUGAAUGCUCGCCAGGAUCGGUUGUCUAACAGCAGGUUGUCUUUGCUUGGCAGUAGUUCCGGUGACGAGUCAAGGCACACAACAAAGGCUACUUCAACAGUAUGGGUCAUUUUACUCACCAACCUCGGCCUAGAGACAUUAUCGGCCGUCUUUGAUCAAAUUGCCUCUCCAAGCAAGCCUGACUAUGCACUAUUCGGAAUGGUGUUGGGGAUUUUAGCUGUGCUAAUUUGCAUCUUGGAGCUCAUUCACAAGGGCAAAAAGGAAGGAGUUGAGCUGAAAAGAUGGGGAAAGUUGUGCUGGUUUUAUUAUCCACCUCCUAAUGAAUCACUUUUUGGUACUUUCCCAGAUAUUUGUGGAUUAGUCAUUGCCAUCUCACAGUAUAUUUGCUCCACUGUUCAGUAUGUUUAUCUGUGCAGGCAUGCUAAUAACCCCAUCAAACUAUCCGUUUUGCCGGCCAUCUUUCUUAUUUGUUUGGCUGGUUCAAAACUAAUUAGGAACAGAAGCUACACCACAAAUGAGACCUUUAAACAUACUACUCAUCAUAUUACAAAGAUUAAUUUUUGUAGAUUUUGGCAUUCAGUUUAGAUUUAGUUUAAACCCGAAUUUAAUAAGUUUUAGUUUGUACCAUAGUUUUAAUUUGCUUGCACGUAUUAAUAUUACUAGCAAGAUCGCCCGCGCGUUGCUGCGGGGUUGACUAUUUUGAA
This is a messenger RNA of Rosa chinensis, 1067 nucleotides long. RefSeq lists its product as uncharacterized. NCBI's taxonomy places the organism in Eukaryota, Viridiplantae, Streptophyta, Magnoliopsida, Rosales, Rosaceae. The coding region runs from base 175 to 948 and encodes 257 amino acids. The record is from RefSeq and is a predicted model, not a curated record. The transcript is spliced from 3 exons.